Fonsecaea nubica is the source of this 2091-nucleotide messenger RNA. RefSeq lists its product as hypothetical. Lineage: Eukaryota; Fungi; Ascomycota; Eurotiomycetes; Chaetothyriales; Herpotrichiellaceae. The record is from RefSeq and is a predicted model, not a curated record. The transcript is spliced from 4 exons. Gene Ontology annotation, biological process: regulation of transcription by RNA polymerase II; DNA-templated transcription. Gene Ontology annotation, molecular function: DNA-binding transcription activator activity, RNA polymerase II-specific; zinc ion binding; RNA polymerase II cis-regulatory region sequence-specific DNA binding. Gene Ontology annotation, cellular component: nucleus. The coding region runs from base 1 to 2091 and encodes 696 amino acids.
AUGGGACAACGCUAUCCCUACCCCAUCCGACGAGAGCCCACAGGUACGCAGGGAGGCGUCGGUUACUUCCUGGACUGUUUCUUGCCCGACAUUUUCGAUCUGAAGCAAGUACUGACGUACUGCAAAUAUCAGAACACGCGGAGGUUUGGCAUGCUCGAUCUAAAGAGCAUGAGAGUGCCCGAAAUCACGAGGAGAGACCGGGUACACGAGCUGGAAAACCAAGUCAGAGCAACGGCGACGCGUCCCAUCUCGUCGACGGUGUAUCUGGGUCUCGGUCAUUCUACCACGUCAGGAGUGGGCGCCGAUAAGAAUGCCUUACAUGACCACGAACGAGCCUUACUCAGAGGGAAAGGUUUCAAGACGCAAUAUUUCGGCCCAAGUCAUGGAGCCAAUCUACUUCUACAAUUCGAGGAACUUUCCCGCUUUGUGAAGGAUAUCUUGCAGCGACUGCCGACACUCGAAAAGUCGAGAAUUCUCUGGAAAAAUCAACCCCACGAUCUCAGCGCCGGCUUGAUUCUUCCAGAGUUUGACACUCUGGUGUCGUUGAUACCCGAACAGACCCGCACAGAUACUCUGGUGCAAGAAUAUUUCGAGACACUUGAGACGACAUAUCGGAUUCUACAUGCACCGACCUUCUUUCGCAAGUACAAAGAAUUCUGGACAUCGUCCAGAGACUCAUCCUUGGUGUUCCUCGUGCAACUUCUUCUUGUGUGCGCCAGCACGAACUGCGCUGUUGCUGGCAACCCCUCGGGGUUUGUCGGUCGGAGUACCGUUUGCCGUGACGCAGCGGUUAAAUGGAUCGAGGUCUGCGAGAGUUGGCUAGAGCUGCAAAGCCACAAGCACAUGACACUGGAAGUCUUUCAGAUCCGCGUUCUCCUGGUCAUUGCCAAGAAGCUGAACUGCAUCAAAAUCAAGCGAGAAUGGACCGUUUCAGGACACCUGCUGCGGCAAGCCAUGUCGUCUGGGCUGCAUCGAGAGCCCACCUUCUUGAGUAAUACCAUCUCGGUUUUCGACCAAGAGAUGCGCAGAAGACUGUGGUUCACAAUCCUCGAACUUGAUAUCCAAAAUAGCCUCGACCGCGGCAUGGGAGCAAGCAUCGGUGCACUCGACUGGGACACUUUGCCGCCGCUGAACCUCCACGAUGAGGACUUUGAUGAAACCACGGAGAAGAUGCCCCCGGCUAGGCCAAUGACCGAGUUCACUCGCACUUCGUUCCUCUGCCUAGCACAUCAACACUUGCCUCUCCGGCUAGAGAUAAUCUCCCGGGUCAACAGCGUCCGUACCUGUCUCGAAAGCGAUACCGUCAUCGAGCUUGAUCAAAGGAUCCGACAGACCCUCGACAGCCUCCCCAAAUGGUCUGAUCACACUGCAAGUGCCAUGGCGGAAGCCCUCUCGGAGCUACUCCUCUACGAGAUGCUCCUGCUCAUGCACCAGCCAUUUGCCGUUCAACUAGACGCGGCGGCACGACACUUUUACUCACGCGCCGCCCGGCGGAACGCCGCACUGUCAACAAUGAGGAUUUUCACCGGACUACCACCCAGUAGAAGGAGGACUUACCUCAAUCUUCGAGAUGAUCUGUUCCGGGCCUGCCUGGCAACCUGCCACGACCUCGUCGUUUCAACCCGUUCGAAGGAGGAAUUGCUGCAGGAUCCAACCGUUGCCGAAGAUCUGAUGGAGCAGGCCGUCAACGUCAUGGAAGAACGCAUCAAGAGGCUCGGCCAAGGGUUUCACACGUACUGGCUCACCUGUAGCGCCCUCGGGCUGCUGCAUUCCAAAUCGUCCCCAGGGGAGCCAGCGGAAAAGUUUGCUCAAGCGACGGCCGACCGCGUAGCCACUCUCCAGAACUACCUGAUGUCACAACAGAUUCAGCCUGUGCCAGGCAGCAACGGCGUCGAAGAUAUGACCAUGAGCACGGCCAACACGCUGGUGGGGAUGAGUGCUCAGCCGACGCCCGGUUCACACCUACCGGAGCUUGAUCCGUUCGUGACGACGACCACGGACCCAUUCAACACCUUUUCCGAGACAUUGUUUGAUUUUGAUAUUACGGAUCUCUGGCAUUUCGGUGGGAUUGGAGGCACCACGCACUACUGA